CUCCGCUCAUCACAUUGCCAUUUGCUUACCAAUUAACCUCUACACUCACUGUUGCUUAUUCUCAAGAAACUUGUUUUUUUGUUCUUGUCUUGGCCUUCUCUUUCCUUCUGGAGAAUAUUUUUCUCGAAGUUGCUGUCGAUGGAUGUUCUACACUUCGUGUUCGGUGUUUUUGGAAAUGCCACUGCUUUGUUCCUCUUCUUGGCUCCAACGAUUACAUUCAAGAGAAUCAUAAGGAGCAAGUCCACAGAGCAGUUCUCAGGCAUCCCGUACGUGAUGACCCUGCUAAACUGUCUCCUUUCCGCCUGGUAUGGUCUGCCAUUUGUGUCCAAGAACAAUCUUCUGGUGUCAACAAUUAAUGGUACAGGAGCAGCAAUUGAAACCAUAUAUGUUUUGAUCUUCAUUAUCUAUGCACCAAGGAAGGAGAAGAGCAAAAUCCUAGGCCUCUUUACGCUGGUGCUCACUAUUUUUGCUAUUGUGGCCUUUGUGUCCCUGUUUGCCCUGCAUGACAAGGCCAGGAAGCUCUUCUGUGGCUUAGCUGCCACCAUUUUCUCCAUCAUUAUGUACGCCUCACCUCUGUCUAUCAUUAGGUUGGUGAUUAAAACUAAGAGUGUAGAAUUCAUGCCAUUUUUCUUGUCACUGUUUGUGUUCCUCUGUGGCACUUCUUGGUUCAUCUUCGGCCUACUUGGCCGCGAUCCUUUUGUAGCUAUCCCCAAUGGUUUUGGGUGUGGUCUAGGUGCAAUACAGCUGAUCCUAUACUUCAUCUAUCGCAAAAAUAAGGGUAAAGAUGCAGCAGCUGCAAAGCAACCCACAUCUGAAUCACUGGAGAUGGGUUCAGGAAAGCCCCAGCAAGAGAAGCAAAUGGUGGCAAAUGGGUCAGUGGACGAGCGAGUUUAAACACAAACGCAGCUUGCUAGUACUAAGUACACGGCUGACAUUCUCCCGGCUUCAGCCAUCACCCUGGCCUAUAGCAUAUAUUAAGAUUAAAAAAAAAAAAAAGAAGCAGUUGCUAAUUGCAAGCGAAAUUGAGUUGGUAGUGCAAGUGUUUGAUGUAAAGUUUUCUUGCUUUUAAUUUUUGGUUUGCUAUCCAAUGAAAAUGCCAAUUUAGGUGA
This is a messenger RNA of Hevea brasiliensis (rubber tree), 1109 nucleotides long. Its product is annotated as bidirectional sugar transporter SWEET1. Gene Ontology annotation, molecular function: sugar transmembrane transporter activity. The record is from RefSeq and is a predicted model, not a curated record. The transcript is spliced from 6 exons. NCBI's taxonomy places the organism in Eukaryota, Viridiplantae, Streptophyta, Magnoliopsida, Malpighiales, Euphorbiaceae. Bases 139 to 894 code for a protein of 251 amino acids. Gene Ontology annotation, biological process: carbohydrate transport. Gene Ontology annotation, cellular component: membrane.